AAUGGUUUAGGUUAGGGCUUUAGAUGGUGAUUCUCGACGGCAAACUGAUCUCUGGGAUCGGCGACGCGCCGGCGCUGGGCGAGCUGUCGCUUGCUCGCCGGAAGAUUGAUGAGAUUUCGGAUGAGCUGCAUUCCUGCGGCAAUCUCAAGCGCAUUGACCUCUCUGGGAAUCUUCUCACGAGUGUUGAGGCUCUUGCUCCUUUGAAAAAGUUGAAAUGGCUUUCACUCUCUGGGAACAAGCUCACGUCUUUGACGGGUCUAGAGGGCCUGAAAAAUCUUUCAGUUCUCAACUGUAGCAAAAACGAGCUUACAUCAACGGAAAUGCUUGCAAAGCUUAGAGAGCUUCGAGCUCUGAUUCUGAACGAUAAUCAGAUCACUUCUAUCGGAGCCUUUGACGAACUUGUGAACCUCGACACUCUAGUUCUCUCCCAAAACCCCAUCUCCAGCCUUGGGACAUCUUUGACAAGGCUUACAUCACUUAAGAAGCUAUCCCUCUCUCAUUGCGAGAUCAAGGAUUUGGGAAGCUCGAUAAGUAACUGUCUGCUCUUGGAAGAGCUUCGGCUUGCACAUAAUCACUUAAAGAAACUCCCGAAGGAACUGGGGCUAAAUUCUCGUUUGCGGAUUAUUGAUGUGGGACACAACAGUAUUAAAACAUUCAAAUGUAUCAAGGUCUUGAAACAAUUGCAAUCCCUCGCGAACCUGAGCCUGCGAGGAAAUCCUCUCUGCGAUGAGGCUAAUUAUCCUGACGAUGUAAAGAGUCUAGUUCCUGACCUGCAAGUAUUCGAUGGCCGGCCCACAGACAACAAACAGAGGACGAAACACAGGAACAAGUUAAAGCAAACCACCGAGCAGCGCGCAAUACAACAGCAGAAAGAGACAGUUGCUGCAAGUGUCAAAGAUGACAGCCGUGAUGAAUUGACAGAGGCGAGGCCGUUCAUCGAGCUUGUUGCAUCGAGCGCCGACGCUGUUAGCGCUGCUGCUAAAGACAACACGGAGAAACCCCGUGAGAAGAAACGGAAGGAUGGGCCCAAGCAAGAUUCUAAGGUGGUUUCCAUCAUCGAGGGCGGCGGCAGAGAAACACGCAAGAAGCCCAAGAAGCCCAAAGCCGAGCUCACUGCGCCGUCAUCUUUGGCAAAUGCCUUGGAGGCGCCUGACGUUGGUGGCGGUGGUGUGUCGUCCUGGGAUUCAUAGCAGCACAGUGUUUGUUUCUCUUUCAUCUCAAGCAGCAUCAACUAAGAAAAAUGUGACUUUUCAGCAACAAAAACUUGUGAGUUCUUCCUCAACAAGCGCUAACUCUAGUUGACUCU
Selaginella moellendorffii is the source of this 1306-nucleotide messenger RNA. Its product is annotated as erbin. Bases 24 to 1190 code for a protein of 388 amino acids. The record is from RefSeq and is a predicted model, not a curated record. The transcript has 11 exons. Lineage: Eukaryota; Viridiplantae; Streptophyta; Lycopodiopsida; Selaginellales; Selaginellaceae. Gene Ontology annotation, molecular function: protein binding.